This is a messenger RNA of Rhagoletis pomonella (apple maggot), 723 nucleotides long. RefSeq lists its product as uncharacterized. Lineage: Eukaryota; Metazoa; Arthropoda; Insecta; Diptera; Tephritidae. The record is from RefSeq and is a predicted model, not a curated record. The transcript has a single exon. The coding region runs from base 1 to 723 and encodes 240 amino acids.
AUGACUCAUUCGUUUAGAGCAACCGAAAAAUUGUUACCAGUUUCGCAAUUAAAAUGUAAUAUUCAAAAUAUUUUGAGUAAUAUCAAGAAGAUGGAAGCGUUGCAAUGCGAGACUGUAACUUCUGAAUCUAAUAUCGACAGUCUGAUGCAGCAAACUGAUGAAUUAAUCAAGGUAGUUGAAAAAUCUCCACUAGAACGUCUUGCUAAAACGAUUAAGAAAAGAAAAGAAAGGCGUAAGAUCAAAAAGUCGAAAGUGAAAGAAAUUAAAACGCACGUUGUUAGUAAAAACGUGUUGCAGAUGCCCUCUUCUAUAGCAUCUACCACAGUUUUGCCAAGUUAUGAAGCAUCUGCAAGAACUCAUACCGAAACCUCAAAUUGUCUAACUUCAACGAUCACAAAGAAACUCCAAAUUCGUUUGCUGAAACACGAUUCCCAACGUUUCCUUAGGAAAGUUGAUAUGGGUUCCACUCGGAGCGAGGUAUUGAAAUAUAAUGCUCCUGAAAGCACUAAAGAAAGGCAUUUGGAGGACCAAUGGAAUGAUGUAUUUUUUGGCCCGGUUGAACAUUCCUAUUAUGAUGAACAAAACAGGGGUGACUUCAUACGAAUACGUCGCAUCUGGGAUAGCUAUUUGACGCGUAGCAAACAAGGCACACAUAUACCUUGCGGUUGGGUUCUACCCCGUGAAAAUGCACUUAGAGAGUGGCAGCAAUAUAAAGCCACGUGA